UAGAUAGCCGAUUUGUCACAUCUGACAAAAUAAUCUCAUUUUACUAUUGAGUUUAAAUUUAGAAAAGCGUCAAUUUGGACUUUGAGUGCCAACUUGCAACCAUUAUGAAGUUGCGAAUAUUCAUUCUCUGUAUUUUUCUGACUUUUAUUCCAUUUACAGAAACCAAGGGAAAAAGUUCUACUCGUGAGAAACAUGAGUCGAAGAAGACGACUAGCGGAACACAGCCUUUCCACGUGGCAAUAUUUUCAGCAUGCGAUUCUCGAAUUAGCGCAACCAAACCGAUAGUCUACACCCUGUUGAACAAAAUCCCUUCCAUAGUUGAGCAGAAAGUACGUGAGAAGUACCGAGUGACGUAUGUAGUGGGCAGUCAGUGCAAGGAAGUGGCUAGUGAAUUGGGGGCUGACUUCUUCGACACUGGCGUGUGGUACUACCCCAGUCCCAAGACCAGCCACAACGGCUUCCACUUCUUCAACAACCUCACCACUUCAUCUAUUCUAUACUCUUACAACUCUAUGGACUCGCUGAUUCGGCACGACAGACCAGACCUGGUGCUGGCAGAGUGCUUCGGGGUGGGAGCGGCGACUGCAGCUGAAAAUCACGACGUCCCCUUUGCCUACAUUUGGACACCGGCUCUUCCUCACAUCGCCACGUGGAAAUCUGGACACAACUUAACCAUAGGUCUAACGAUGGACUACGUUCCGAAGGAAAGCAGACCCGACUGGUAUUUCAAACUACACACGUAUUUGUUCCACAGCAUCUACAUCUCGUACAUUAACAUCUUCGGGGAACAAGCGAUCGAUCAGUUGCGGCAAAUCAGAGAGGGACUGGGUCUAGAGAUGUUCGACAAUUUCGAACACGCCAUCAAUUCAUAUCCCAGCAUAUCCUUAGGCGGCCAACCAAUGACUCAAAUGAGUGACCAUCCUCCUAACUUAAUGGUCACUGGGAUCCUGCCUUUGCCUACUGACACGUCCGAAGUCCCCACCGACAUCCGAAAGUUCCUCGAAGAAUCCCAGAGGCCAAUUCUAUAUGUAGCACUGGGAACCUUCUUCGCCUACUCGGAUUCGCGGUUCCGAGAAGUCAAAGAAGCUUUGGAGAAUCAAGACAUGUUCAAUGUGAUGUGGUCACACAAGUUUUAUGACGAGGGUAAAUUACCCGUGAAGAACGAGAAGCAGAUGAUUAUCAAAAAACAUAUGCCUCAGAGGCAUAUCCUGAACGACGAGAAAGUCAAAGUCUUCUUCACCCACUGCGGAAUGAGUUCAACAACCGAAGGGGUCACUGCAGGAGUCGCAUUCAUCACCUCACCACAAGGUCGCGACCAAUUCUACAUCGAAGACAUGAUGCGCAGAGCUAACAUGAGCAUCCCUCUCGGAAAAUUUCCAACUCGCGAUUCUGUCUCAAAAGCAGUCCACGACAUGGCUCAAAACAUCGACUUCUACGCUUCAAAUGUCAAGAAAGUUUACCAUAAAUUGCGAAUCGGAUCUGAAGAAAAACUAGAAAAGUUCAUCGACAGUCUUAUCGAAAAAAGACACUCGACUAGGUUUGACGUAAAACAGAGCAAUGUCUGGUCAUACGCGCAUGCACUGACUCUCAUAUUUGGAAUUAUCAUUAGUAUUCUCGCAACUAUGAUAGCCAUUAUCGUAAGCUGUAUUUUUUGCACGCUGAAACUAGUAGCUUUCCUUUUUAAUUCCGAAAAAAAUAAAUUGAAGAGCCUUUGAGCUCAUUUUCAUGACUAAAACAAAAGCUUGAAAUUAUAAGGAUGCCAUUUCAAGUCUUGUUCAGUUUCUCUCAAUCUAAAAGUUGAAAGUUACUUUAUGAAUUAUCUUUAAAUUUUACAGAAACGCGUUAAUAAAAACUACAUCUCAUUAGCAAGCUUUUCUGUACAGUUUUGGCAGGAAAAUUCAUUCUUGGAAGAC
Messenger RNA from Symsagittifera roscoffensis, 1913 nucleotides. RefSeq lists its product as uncharacterized. Lineage: Eukaryota; Metazoa; Xenacoelomorpha; Acoela; Convolutidae. The transcript has 7 exons. Gene Ontology annotation, molecular function: UDP-glycosyltransferase activity. The record is from RefSeq and is a predicted model, not a curated record. Bases 105 to 1715 code for a protein of 536 amino acids.